AUUGUCAAGAUAUUGCAGCGAUAAGCAAUUCGAAAUUGAUGCACUUUACUAUGUAUCACGUCUCUGGCAUAAGAUUUAUAAAAUCAGCAUAUUUUACAUUUCAGCUACAUUAGAAUAAUUUUUAAUGAAAAAGAAACUUUAAAAUUAUUCCGUACAUCUAAAAGCAACUCUACCCUUUCGAUUAUCCGAUAUUUUUACAAUAUUUGCUCGUAUUUUUGACAUUUCUGUUGAUUUGUGGGUUUGAAAUCCUGUUGCUUUUACAACCCGUUUGCUUUUACGACAAAAUUUAAUUAGGAUCUGCAGAAAAAUGGCGUUCAAGCCAAUAGAUCCAAAACGUGAUGAGUUUCGUCGCUAUCUUGAGCGUUCCGGUGUAAUAGAAGCCUUGACAAAAGUUUUUGUGAGAAUAGUGAAAGAGCGCCCCGAAAAUCCUCUCGACUUUUUGCGUCAUAACUUGGGAGAUGCUCUGCAUCAAGCUGAUAGUAUGGCAUAUUUGCAGACCGAGCUGGAAGAAGCCCGCAGUGAAAUACAGCGAUUACGUGGUUUAGUUGAAAGCAUUGACCCUGAUGCUCUAAAGGAGCAACAUCUACCAGAGGAUGUGGAAAAAAAAAAUGAUGAAACAACAGAGAAUCAGGAGAAAUGUAGUGAGGAAGAGGCGAAGCCUCAAGAAGACUUUCAAUGCGAGGCAGCUACCGAUGAGAUGAAAUCAGUAGAUUCUCCGGUGCAAGGUAAUUCCUCUCCAAAUAACGGUAUAGUUAAAAAUUCGGAAACUCCAGACGAUUCAGCUUCUGCUAACAAUGCAAACAAAUUGACAGCAGAACAAGCCGACAAUAAUUGAAUACUAGCCCGUCCAUGAUAUAAUAGCUUACAUACAAUACAGUAAGAAGCUGAGUUCCUUAUUUUAGAAGGCACAAAAAGUAUUAUAUAUAUAUAUGUAUACAUUCAUUAUACCAUGCUUAAUAAAGUGAUAUGUAAAAUCGGGAUUCCUUACCGAUCCAAAAUAA
Bactrocera oleae (olive fruit fly) is the source of this 1001-nucleotide messenger RNA. Its product is annotated as c-Myc-binding protein homolog. The record is from RefSeq and is a predicted model, not a curated record. Gene Ontology annotation, biological process: regulation of DNA-templated transcription. Gene Ontology annotation, cellular component: nucleus. Gene Ontology annotation, molecular function: transcription coactivator activity. NCBI's taxonomy places the organism in Eukaryota, Metazoa, Arthropoda, Insecta, Diptera, Tephritidae.